This is a messenger RNA of Penicillium nucicola, 1767 nucleotides long. Its product is annotated as tannase subunit. The coding region runs from base 1 to 1767 and encodes 588 amino acids. The record is from RefSeq and is a predicted model, not a curated record. The transcript has a single exon. NCBI's taxonomy places the organism in Eukaryota, Fungi, Ascomycota, Eurotiomycetes, Eurotiales, Aspergillaceae.
AUGCUAAAGCUCUCUUCGUUCGGAGUGCUGGCAUCAAUUGCAUUGGCACAAGCUACUACCCUCGGCGAUGUUUGUACAACAGCCCAAGCCAAAGCCUCUAUACCCAAGAAUGGUCUGCUGUCAGGAAUCAACGUCACCAACUCCGUGAUCACAGCCAAUCCCGUCUACAAUGUCUCCGUCUCGGAUGAAGUAUACUAUCCCGAUGCUACUUUCGACUACUGCAAUGUCACAAUGACCUACUCCCACGACGGCAAGGACGAUGAGAUCCUCCUGAAUUUCUGGCUCCCAGCACCAAACAAGUUCGAAAACCGCUGGGUCUCAACCGGCGGAUUUGGCUUCGCCAUCAACGUCGAAGCAACGCUCCCAGGAGGAGUAAUCUACGGCGCAGCAACAGGCCGAACAGACGGCGGCUUCGGAGGAUUCGAUACAUCCUUCGACGACGUCUUCCCUCUGGUAAACGGAACCUCCAACUACGAAGCGCUGUACAUGUUCGGCUACCAAGCGCACCACGAAAUGUCUUCAAUCGGCAAAGCCUUCACAAAGAGCUUCUACAACCUAUCCACUUCCAACAAACUCUACGCAUACUACCAAGGCUGCUCAGAAGGUGGCCGUGAAGGUUUCAGCCAAGUCCAACGCUUCCCAGAAGAAUGGGAUGGCGCCGUAAUCGGCGCACCGGCAAUCCGCUACGGCCAACAACAAGUCAACCACCUCUUCCCACAAGUCGCCCAGCAGACAAUGGACUACAUCCCGCCAUAUUGUGAGCUAGAGAAGAUCGUCAAUCUCACCAUCUCAGCCUGUGACCCUCUAGACGGCCGCACAGACGGCGUCAUCAGCCGAACAGAUCUCUGCAAACUCUCCUUCGACUUCAACUCGACAAUCGGCCAAAACUAUACCUGCGCUGCGACGUCCAGCUCAAGCAUGCGCAAGCGUGAUAACAGCAGCAAGAACAAGAGACAAAUGCCCACAGUCGCCAGCCCAGCCCAAUCCGGCACCAUCACAGCCGAAGGCGCAGCCCUCGCAAGCACAAUCUACAAUGGUCUCCACGACAGCGACGGCCACCGCGCAUAUUUCUGGUAUCAGUACGGGUCGGAGAUGACAGACGCAGAGACAACAUACGACUUCACAUCCAAGAACUGGACUGUCGAUAUCUCCUCUCUUGGCGGAGAAUGGGUAACACGCGGUCUGCAGCUGCUCCAACUGGACAACCUCGCUGAUUUGGAAGGUGUGAGCUACGACACUCUCCGUGACUGGAUGCUAGAAGGAAUGCAACGCUACGAGGACGUCUUGCAAACUACCUGGCCAGACCUUUCUCCGUUCCAAAAAGCUGGUGGGAAAAUUAUCUCCUACCACGGUGAAUCGGAUAACAGUAUCCCGCCUGCGUCGUCGGUCCGCUUCCAUGAGUCUGUUCGGUCAAUCAUGUACCCCGGUGAGAGCUCGGUUCUUGAUGGGGCUGACAAGAUGAACGAGUGGUAUAGAUUGUUUUUGGUGCCUGGUGCUUCGCACUGUAACACCAAUAGUCUGCAGCCUAAUGCGCCAUAUCCUCAGACUAGUCUUGGGUCGCUGAUUGAGUGGGUUGAGGGGAGGGUUGUGCCUGUCACACUUAAUGCUACUGUUUUGGGUGGUGAUCUCAAGGGCGAGGAGCAGCAGCUUUGUGCUUGGCCUUUGCGGCCGCAUUGGGAGGGUGGCAGUAUGAAGUGUGUUUUUGAGAAGGAAUCUUAUGACAGUUGGGUUUAUGAGCUUGAUGCUUUCCCAUUGACUGUUUAUUAA